UGUAUGUACGGUGCUGUAAAUGCUCCGUAGGGUAUCUGAGCCCGUACCGUCCGGCCCGUACCACUCAGCCAAACCUUCAUGCUCCAACGAAGGUUCCUCUUCUCCCCUCACGGGUAUCACAAGCUCUAGACAAAAUACCAACUCCAAGCUCGUCAUAAAGGACAGCCGAAGGCGCAACCAUCGCAAGAACCGCCGAUCGUUCACACCAGACCAGUUCCUCAAGCACACGCAACCAUACGCACACAUACCUACACAAUGGUACAUACCAAGGGACCCGCCCCGCAGCACCACGAUGGCAGUGGCCUGCGCAUCGGCAUCAUCCACGCCCGCUGGAACGACACCAUCAUUGAGCCGUUGCUCGCGGGAACCAAGGCCAAGUUGCUUGAGUGCGGCGUCAAGGAGUCCAACAUUGUGGUCCAGUCGGUUCCUGGUUCGUGGGAGCUUCCAAUUGCUGUCCAACGGCUCUACUCAGCAUCGCAAGUCCAGUCCUCCUCGUCCGGUAUUGGUACCAGCGCCGGCGAUCUCCUGGGCAGCUCGACGACCGACCUCGCCUCUUUGAGCAACACCGCUGCAUCUGCGGUGUCGACAGGCCCCUUCGACGCCCUGAUCGCCAUUGGCGUGCUGAUCAAGGGCGAGACGAUGCACUUCGAGUACAUUGCCGACACGGUGUCGCAGGGCCUGAUGCGCGUGUCGCUCGACACGGGCGUGCCCGUCAUUUUCGGUGUCCUUACCGUGCUCACCGAGGAGCAGGCGCAGGCGAGGGCCGGCCUCAUCCCUGGAAGCCAUAACCAUGGUGAGGACUGGGGUCUUGCGGCUGUUGAGAUGGCUGUCAAGCGCAAGGAUUGGGCUGCCGGCAAAAUUGAGUAACGGUCGAUCAUGUGGGUUGGGACGAGGAUCACGAAGAGGAGACAUAUAACCAAUAUAGAAACGCUUGCAGUUUCAUAAGCUUCACAUCAAGAGAGAAAUUUCAUAUACGGUGGCGGCCAGUCAAUAUGCAUGGGACCCAUUUCUAGCCUGGUGUGUUCGUACUCUAGACGCGGGGAAAGGGAGGUGACCAAGAGCACUUUGUGACACGACUGAUGCUUCGUGUGAUGAAAACUUUGCACAGUCGAAGGACACGCAGGUCUCGUCCCAAUGAGAGGAUGCACCGCUUUACUAAUGGCUAGAACUCCAUGCCAGGUUGAGAUGCGCUCGAUGCGCUCGAUGACAACGUGGGC
Molecule: messenger RNA, 1217 nt
Organism: Neurospora hispaniola
Lineage: Eukaryota; Fungi; Ascomycota; Sordariomycetes; Sordariales; Sordariaceae
Product: 6,7-dimethyl-8-ribityllumazine synthase
Exons: 2
Coding region: 256-867 (203 amino acids)
Biological process (GO): riboflavin biosynthetic process
Cellular component (GO): riboflavin synthase complex; mitochondrial intermembrane space; intracellular anatomical structure
Molecular function (GO): 6,7-dimethyl-8-ribityllumazine synthase activity
Source: RefSeq, a predicted model, not a curated record